GAUCGGGGAGGUGGCGGGGUACGCCCCCGAGGAGCUGCUCGGCUGCUCCCUCUACGAGUACGUCCACGCGCUCGACUCCGACACCCUCAGCAGGAGCGUGCACACCCUUCUGAGCAAGGGGCAGGCGGUGACGAACCAGUACCGGUUCCUGGCCAAGCGCGGGGGGUUCCUGUGGGCGCAGACCCAGGCCACGGUCAUUGCCAACACCCGCAGCGCCCAGCCCGAGGGCAUCGUCUGCCUCACCUUCGUGCUCAGCCGCGUGGAGCAGCGGGGGGUGGUGCUGUCGCUGGAGCAGACCCAACGGCGGGGGGAGGGGCGCCGCCUGCCCCCCCCCGCCCCCGGCCCCGACCCCCCCGAUGCCGUCCUCAACCUCAGCCUCGGAGUGGGGGGCCCACGGGUGCUGGCGUUCGUGCGCCCGGCCCACGUCCCCGAAGCGGCGCUGCAGCGGGACCCCCGGCGCUUCUGCUCCCCCGAACUCGCCCGGCUCCUCGCCCCGAUUUUUGACCCCCCCCCCGGCUCCCCCUUGUCACCGUCCCCGCAGCCCCCCCCCGCCCCCCGGGGACGAGCUGCUGUUCGAGGUGCAGAAGCUUUUUGCGGGGAGCCCCGGGCCUGGCACGGCCCUGCAGGCCUCCCCCCUGGACCUGGCCAUGCUGGCCCCCUACAUCCCCAUGGACGGCGACUUCCAGCUGGGCGGGGCCGAAGCGCCGAGGGGGCGUGGCCCACGCCCUCCAGGCCCCGCCUCCUCGGCCGUGGCCACGCCCCCGCGCCCCCGCGCCCGCAGUUUUCCCGGCCGAAGCUCCGCCCCCUCCCGCCCCGGCCCCGCCCUCCCGCGCUGGGGCAGCGACCCGGCUCUCGGCCCCGCCCUGACGCCCCGCCCCGCCAGGAAGAGGGCGCGGGAGCCGAGCGGGGAGGACGCGGGGGCCCCCCUGAAACGCCCCGAGCUCGACCCCCACCUGCUGCCCCCCCUCGGCCUGGGGCUGCUGCUGAGUGGGGAGGACCCCCCGGGACUGACCCCCCGCCUGGGGCAGGAGCAGCCCCUCGUGCUGUUGGCCGGUGGUCUGGUCCUGCCGGGGGCCCCCCCCAUGGGGCCCCCCCAAAAGGAGGGUGAGAGGCGCCCGGGGGGGGCCCCCCCAAAGCACACGUCUGGAGAGCAACUGAAGGGGGGGGCCACCCGUGGGAAGGGGGCCCCCCCACCCCCCCCCAAAAUCAACAGCGGGU
Molecule: messenger RNA, 1218 nt
Organism: Grus americana (Whooping crane)
Lineage: Eukaryota; Metazoa; Chordata; Aves; Gruiformes; Gruidae
Product: basic proline-rich protein-like
Exons: 9
Biological process (GO): regulation of transcription by RNA polymerase II; cellular response to hypoxia
Molecular function (GO): DNA-binding transcription factor activity, RNA polymerase II-specific; protein binding; RNA polymerase II transcription regulatory region sequence-specific DNA binding
Source: RefSeq, a predicted model, not a curated record